AUGGAUAUACCAAAGCUUCGAGCUUCGGAGGGUGAGCCGUGGAUGCUCUGUUGUAGCAGCUCAGGGGUUCAGGCAACACUUAAGCAGUUUCUAGAAGUAACAGACCUACUACUGGAACGAGUUCAGCUCAACUCAACCCAUCUCUUUCGUGCCGAUAUCAUUCACGACAGUACUGGUCAGCUCGAGACUCUAGCUCAAAAAGAGGCAAAGUGUGACUUCAGUUCUUCCAGCCAAACGAGUGUGGGUGUGCAAGACCAUCACUGUCUCAGCCUUACACCACCACCACUUCAGGAUUAUCAGCAUCAAAGGACUGUGGUGCGACGACUUAUACCAAGGAAGCCUCAGCUUGACAACCCGCUCGAACAGUCAUGUUUUGUGUACAAAGGUGGUGGAGAUACUGAUGAAGCUUUGGUUGUUUACGUUCCACAUUGCAGCGAGACAGACAUGCCAUGGUAUCAUCCCAAGGUCAAGGCUCUGUGCUACCGUUUCAUUCAAGGAGACACCGAUCAAGCCACUCUUGAAGUCUACUGCCAGCCGUUGCCCAACACUGAUAGCCCCCUCCCAGACAGACUCCAAAGGACAUUUCAAUCCCUCCUUAGCACAAUGGUUCGUCUCCUAAAGCUGCCGUCAAAGUCAGACACUGCAAAGCAUGCUCAACAGCCUAAUGGCAAGCUCGACCCCGUCAACAUGCCACUUACAGCCUCGACACUCAAAGACACAAUCCUUCCACAGCACAUAGUACAAAACACCUACACCAGCCUCAAGGAGACAUACGCAUCUGACCUGAUCAGCCGCUGGGUUGAAAAGACCGAACCAUCAAAACACGUCUUCGAAGACCUCUCCAUCGCCGCUUUCCUGGUAGAACUAUGGACCACGACAUACGGCUCCAAAUCCUCAUUUCCUGGCUUCGUAGACCUAGCUUGCGGCAACGGAGUACUUACGUAUAUCCUCGUUAGCGAAGGCUGGCAAGGACGUGGUUUUGACGCCAGAAGACGUAAGACGUGGGAAGUAUUAGGGAUUGAUGGCACACACCUCGAGGAGAAGAUAUGCAUACCACGCCCGUUUCUCGAUUGUGCUCAUCCAGCUGAUUUGGAGGACAUGGAUGUGCUUGAUGGUAUAUUCUCAGCCGGCACUUUCAUCAUCUCAAACCACGCUGAUGAAUUGACGUGCUGGACACCUCUGCUUGCCGCAUUGUCCUCGCCGACUUCACCGUUGCCGUAUUUAGCCAUACCCUGUUGUUCGCACGCACUGGACGGUUCGAGACAUAGAUACACACUCAAGGAAGUCGCAGCAGGUCUGGGAACCAACCAUCAACGAAUUGACGAGAAAACUGACUCACAGAAUGAUGGAAAUCCAGCCACAGGUGACCUGAAAAAACUGCGCGCAGCCAAGACCAACACCGAUACCUCCACGUACGCCUGCUUAACGCGCAAAACAGCAGCACUAGCUCAAGAGCUCGGUCACGGUGUCGAUAUCACUCUCAUGCGCAUACCGAGCACACGAAAUAUCGGCAUAGUCGGAAAUUGUAAACGAAUAGCACGAAGUCGAUCGCAGGACAAGCCACGUGUUGGGAAUGGAGAACAAGAUGUCGUGGAUGAGUUGCAGAGUUUAAACCUGCAAGACAACAACGACACUGGCUCGAGCACUCCCAGAACGUCACAGGAGACGAUCAAUGCCAUUCUACAACGAGAGUGCUCUCUAACAGGCGGUCUUCAGACCUCUGCACGCAUUUGGAUCGAGAAGGCGAAGAGGUUGCAAGGCGGACAGGGGAGAGGCAAGGUCAAUUGGAAUGGAGCUCAGCCUCCUCAUGCAUAG
Messenger RNA from Lithohypha guttulata, 1815 nucleotides. RefSeq names its product tRNA(Ser) Um(44) 2'-O-methyltransferase (gene TRM44). Bases 1 to 1815 code for a protein of 604 amino acids. The record is from RefSeq and is a predicted model, not a curated record. The transcript has a single exon. Gene Ontology annotation, molecular function: tRNA (uridine) methyltransferase activity. NCBI's taxonomy places the organism in Eukaryota, Fungi, Ascomycota, Eurotiomycetes, Chaetothyriales, Trichomeriaceae. Gene Ontology annotation, biological process: tRNA methylation.